This is a messenger RNA of Baudoinia panamericana UAMH 10762, 252 nucleotides long. RefSeq lists its product as uncharacterized. The transcript has a single exon. The annotation marks the transcript as partial. NCBI's taxonomy places the organism in Eukaryota, Fungi, Ascomycota, Dothideomycetes, Mycosphaerellales, Teratosphaeriaceae. The record is from RefSeq and is a predicted model, not a curated record. Gene Ontology annotation, molecular function: transmembrane transporter activity. Gene Ontology annotation, biological process: transmembrane transport.
GUCGGAUCGUCGUACUUACUUGUCACCGCCACCGGUAUGCCAUUUGGGGCUCCCGUCUCCGGGGUGAUUGGUCGACGGAGUACAAUGGCAGCCGGCAUAUUUCUGUUCCUGUUCGGCCUUGUCAUCGCGGCCGUACCGAUCGACAUGCCAAUGUCAAUCGCUGGCCGCGCGGUGCAAGGUCUUAGAGCGGGCGCUGUUGUGGUGCUCACAAACAUCUACCUUGCGGACAUGUUCGUGCUAGCGAGCGCGGUU